Messenger RNA from Rhipicephalus sanguineus (brown dog tick), 3044 nucleotides. Its product is annotated as protein spinster. The transcript has 11 exons. Gene Ontology annotation, biological process: transmembrane transport. Bases 174 to 1721 code for a protein of 515 amino acids. Gene Ontology annotation, molecular function: transmembrane transporter activity. The record is from RefSeq and is a predicted model, not a curated record. NCBI's taxonomy places the organism in Eukaryota, Metazoa, Arthropoda, Arachnida, Ixodida, Ixodidae. Gene Ontology annotation, cellular component: membrane.
AUGCUCGCACAUCACACACGGAGUUCAUUCUCGCACUGCCUGCGGCUCAGAAGGUUUCGCUUGAUUUGUGACGGCGUUGGACAUGCGGCCCAGCAACAGAGUCCAGCGGUUUCAGCGUGUGCAUUGACAUAGGUGCGCGCCAACCGGCCGAUACAAGGUAGAGGCCUCCUUUGAUGUUAGCGCUUCAUCCUCGAAACUCGGUGGAAUCUCUUCCCGAGAUGGAUCUUCCUCAAGACGGUGUUGGAGGCUCUGGAGACGGCGAUAUCGUCGGGCAGGACUCAUCCGCGACCGCGGUGCCUCCCGUCACGUCGGAACGCACGCGACGGCUCGUCGAAUAUGCCUCCGUCGGGAUACUGUUCUUCAUCAACCUCAUCAACUACAUGGACAGGUACACGGUAGCCGGGGUGCUGGACCAGGUGAUAGACCACUACAAGCUGAAGAAUUCCCAAGGAGGGCUGCUGCAGACGGUGUUUGUGAUAACGUACAUGAUAACUGCACCCGUGUUUGGCUACCUGGGUGAUCGCCACAGUCGUCGAGCCAUCAUGGCUGCAGGGGUUUUCUUCUGGAGCGCCACCACUCUUCUGGGUUCCAUACCACCAAAGGAUUUUGCACUGUUUGCUCUGCUGCGUGGCCUGGUGGGCGUUGGAGAGGCCAGCUACUCCACUGUGGCCCCAACAGUCAUAGGGGACCUCUUCUCAGGACCACGCAGAAGCACCAUGUUGGCUGCCUUCUACUUUGCCAUCCCCGUAGGCAGUGGCAUGGGCUACAUUGUUGGUGCAUCUGUGGCUGAGGCGCUGCACGGAUGGUACUGGGCCCUCAGGGUGACCCCCGUGCUCGGUGCGCUAGCAGUGCUGCUGAUACUGUUUGUCUUGCGUGAGCCCCUGAGGGGGGCCAGUGAAGGGGCCACCACCUUGGGUCCUUCGACGCUUAAGGACGACCUGCGUUCCCUGGUCAACAACCGCUCGUACAUCUGGUCCACACUGGGCUUCACGUGUGUCACUUUUGCCACGGGUGCCCUGUCCUGGUGGGCCCCCAGUUACAUGACGCAUGCCCUUGAGCUGUACAAUCCGGAUGGCAAGGCUGACGAAGGAAGGGUGAACCGCAUCUUUGGCAUCAUCACCACCCUGGCGGGCAUAGUGGGCGUGGCCACGGGCAGUGCCCUGUCCUCCCACUUCCGCAAGUGGUCGGUGCGGGCCGACGCCCUCAUCUGCGGUGGAGGCAUGCUCAUCAGUGUGCCCCUGCUGUUUGUUGGUGCCACCAUUGCGCACCGCAUGCCAACCGUCACGUGGGUGCUGUUCUUCUUUGGCAUGACAGCCAUCUGCCUCAACUGGUCUAUAGUUGCCGACAUUCUUCUGUACAUCCUGGUGCCUUCGCGGAGGGCCACUGGUGCUGCUUUCCAGAUCUUAAUAUCGCAUCUACUGGGUGACGCCAGCAGUCCGUACAUUGUUGGCGUGAUAUACGACGCAAUCCUGGCAGGCCGGACGGAUGUGUCGGCCCACUUCUUCAGCCUGCAGUAUGCGUUGUUCCUGCCUGUUGUAGUACUGGUGGUGGGGAGUUUGUUCUUUGUCGUCCUCUCGUGGCACAUUGUGGCCGACAGGGACCGCUGCGCUGUGCUCACUCAUGGCCAGACGGACCACCCCGGUGGCGAGACAGACGCUGACCAGUCGCUGCCCAAUGUGGCAGAAGGUGACAGAAUUUACCUCAUUCCCGAGGACGAUUGAUACCUCGAGCUGAACGCUACCAUUCCUCCGACGUUGGUGGCUGCCCUUUGGUCUGGCCGCUCCUGGUGUGCAUUUGUACUUUGCCUAACAGCGCUUCCUCUGCUGUGAGUGCUCAGGCCACCGGACCGGCUGUGACAGCAGUGCAAGAUUCAGGGACCAGUGCUUGCUAAAGCGAGCGUUGGAUAUUACAAUGAGCAUCGCAUACGCUAAGCAUUGUAGAAGCAGUGGGCAGUCAUUGGGUGUGGUCAUCUGCAAAGAACUCUUGCGAUUGGUGGUUGACAUAUCAUAGACUGUUGUAUGAACUUUGAGCCGUUUGAAUGUGAAGUGUGCGAUAGUGGGCCUGCCUAAAGCAGGAAGCCUGUACCAGUACCUUUUGUUAAAUGGUCACUUUUGCACUGUUUCACGCGGCAAUAAUUGGUAAUCCUAAAUAUAGCUGAAUGUGGCUGUUGCCUAGUCAAGCAAUUGUGUGAUGGACGCAAUUUUUUUGUUAGUGAUCAUUACAGUUUUCCUGACAUAAAGACAAACUUUUGUAAAAUAUGUAUUGCAUUGAUAUAGGUAGUGCUGAUUAUCAGGUGUUUUUGCAUCUGUGCUGACAGUUCGCUGACUUCUCUCGAGCGCGUGCCUCCUACCAUCCUGCAUACUGCAUGUCUCGCCAUGACUUGUGUACAAACACCUGAAAAUUUAUUGAAGGGGUGCAUAAGUGCCUGGGGAUUACAAGUUUAGCCAAUUUUUAAGGUUUACUCUGAAGAAAUAGAUAGCUUGAAAGUAGUUCGCAUGUGAAAGGCUGUUUGUAUUUUGUUUUACAACUUCGGGUAUGGGAGCUUCUAAUGGCAUAUUGAGAUUACGGAGUAUUCACUCACAUUUGCUAAUAUCAAAAGAAUGUAUGCGAGUGUAAACUUGUGCCUUACUGAUGAAUUAAGAUGAUGGGGUUGUGAAUUGGAAUGACAUAGUUGGAAGGGAGAAGCCCAAAUAUUAUGGUCUUUAUGAUGUUGCAUGAGGGUGGUAAAUACCACGCCCAAAGGAAAAUCAGUAUAAAGUCUAAAAUUUCAAGUGUUUUCCACAGUCAGUGCAAGCUUUUGUCUGUGAUUCAUAAAGUAGUACUUCCACUUAUUUGUCAUGGAAACGAAAUUUCACAUGGCUGAUCCGCGCUUGGGGACUACUUCUCUCCUUGUUGUCCAUAUUUUUCCCCUGUUUUAUUGCAGUUGAACUAAUUUUUGCAAAGCAACUAUUGUGUUUAGAACAAAAUGACAUGUGUUUUAAAUAUCCUUUAUUUCAGAUGCACUGUUUCUAGAAAUUUGAGAUUAAAAUGAUAUUUUCUUGUGA